AUGGCGACGGCCAAUAAUCAGGAUGCCGAGAAAGGCAUCGGUAUCGCCGAGAAAGGCGAUCAUAAUAGCGAACAACACUCGCAAGAUAUCGAGUCUGAGAAGACAAAGGAUCAUCAUGAAUCGCAAGGUUUCCGCCUCGACACAGCGGAUGCCCUAACUCCGGACCCUGGCACUGAGGAUAUGUUCAACGCCAAGAGUGACAAGUUCGCCUUUUCGCCAGGCCAGCUCUCCAAAUUGCUGAACCCCAAGAGCCUGAACGCAUUCUAUGCGCUCGGUGGCCUCGCCGGUCUGGAAAAGGGUCUCCGAACCAACAGAAAGACCGGUUUGAGCGUCGACGAGAACACGGUGGACGGCACGGUUUCGUUCGAGGAAGCUGCCCUCAAAGGGGCACCCAAAUAUGGCACGGCUGGCGACAGCGUGCCCCAGCGAGACCCAAACUCGAAGACGGACAUCUUCAUCCCGCCUCCUCCGAGCGAGUAUACCGGCGGAUUCUCAGAUCGCAAGCAUACAUUCAGGGACAACACCUUGCCCGACAAGAAACAGAAGAGCUUUUUGCAGUUGCUGUGGAUCACCUACAACGACAAGAUCCUCAUUCUGUUGUCGAUUGCUGCGAUUGUUUCCUUCUCCCUCGGCCUCUAUCAGUCUUUUGGCCCGCAGCACGAACCCAAUGAGCCGAGAGUUGAUUGGGUAGAGGGUGUGGCUAUCAUGGUGGCAAUCAUUCUUGUUGUUUUCGUCGGGGCAAUCAAUGACUGGAACAUGCAACGUCAGUUCAAUAACCUGAACAAGAAGAACGACGAUCGAACGGUCAAAGUCAUCCGAUCUGGCAAAUCAGUCGAGAUCUCCGUUCACGAGCUUGUCGUUGGCGAUGUGAUGCACCUCAACACUGGAGACAUAGUCCCUGUCGAUGCGAUCUUUAUCGACGGCCACGGAGUCAAGUGUGACGAAUCAUCCGCCACCGGAGAGUCUGAUCUUCUCAAGAAGACCGCCGCUGAUGAGGUUUCCGAAGCACUGGACAAAGUGGCCCACGAUGGCGCCAGCCAACAAAAAGUUGAAAAGCUGGACCCCUUCAUCAUCUCUGGCAGCAAAAUUCAGGAGGGUACGGGCACUUGCAUCGUCACUGCCGUCGGCGUCAACUCUUCGUACGGCCGGAUUACGAUGUCACUGAGGACCGAACAGGAAGAAACGCCUCUGCAGAGGAAGCUCAACAUACUUGCAGACUUCAUUGCCAAGGUCGGCGGCGCUGCCGCCCUCCUCUUGUUCGUGGUCCUUUUCAUCAAGUUUCUCGUCAACCUGAAGAACCUUGGGAGUGCAGACGCGAAAGGCCAAGCAUUCAUGAAGAUUUUUAUUACGUGUGUUACGAUUGUCGUGGUGGCAGUACCCGAGGGCCUGCCACUUGCCGUUACUCUCGCCCUCUCGUUCGCGACGAACCGCAUGAUGAAGGACAACAACUUAGUUCGCGUCCUGAAGGCGUGCGAAACCAUGGGAAACGCGACAACCGUGUGCUCCGACAAGACCGGUACCCUGACACAAAACAAGAUGACGGUAGUAGCAACGACUUUGGGGAAGAGUGUCAGUUUCGGUGGUACAGAUGCUCCUCUCGAAGAGCCCACGACCGAGAAGUCGGCAGGCGGAAACUCCAAUCCCAACGCUGGUCGAACGAACGCGGUUUCGAACGUUUCUCUCGGAGAUUUCACCAAGAGUCUUAGCCAAGAAACAAAACAACUCGUGAUCCAGGGCAAUGCGGUCAACUCUACGGCCUUUGAGGGCGACGAUGAAGGAGAAAAGACCUUUAUCGGAUCCAAGACAGAAGUCGCUCUCCUCACUUUCUGCCGGGAUCAACUGGGCGCCGGUCCUGUUGAGGAGGAGCGCACGAACUCGAACGUCGUCCAGGUUGUACCCUUCGACUCUGCUGUCAAGUACAUGGCCACAGUGGUCAAACUUCCUGAUGGAAAGUACAGAGCCUACGUGAAAGGUGCUUCUGAGAUUCUUCUGGACAAGUGCACCAAGGUUCUGGAUGAUGCGAAGGGUUCGGAUCUUAACGUCGUGGACCUCACGUCUGAAGACUGCGAAAUGUUUUCUCAGACCAUUAGCUCAUACGCCGGCCAGACACUGCGGACGAUUGGCUCUUCAUUCCGGGAUUUCGAGUCGUGGCCCCCGAAAGAAGCCGUCUCCUCGGACGACCCGAAGGCUGCAGACUUCAACAAGAUCCACGAAGACAUGACACUGAUUGCUAUUUAUGGCAUCAAAGACCCGUUGCGACCCACGGUUAUUGAUGCUAUCAAUGAUUGUACUCGCGCAGGCGUCGUCGUCCGCAUGGUUACAGGCGACAACAUUCUGACAGGAAAGGCGAUUGCAAAGGAAUGCGGCAUAUACCAUCCCGAAGAUGGCGGCAUCGCCAUGGAGGGACCGGAGUUUCGCAGGAAAUCUGAAGAAGAGCUCAAAGAGAUCGUUCCACGACUACAGGUUCUAGCCCGUUCGAGCCCUGACGACAAGAGAAUCCUUGUGCGGACUCUCAAGGACCUCGGAGAGACUGUUGCCGUAACUGGUGACGGUACCAACGAUGCACCGGCACUCAAACUGGCAGAUAUCGGCUUUUCCAUGGGUAUUGCAGGAACUGAAGUUGCAAAGGAGGCUUCUGAGAUUAUCCUGAUGGACGACAACUUCGCAUCCAUCGUCAAGGGAAUGAUGUGGGGCAGAGCCAUCAAUGACUCCGUGAAGAAGUUCUUGCAGUUUCAACUCACCGUCAACGUGACCGCCGUCGUUCUGACAUUCAUAACUGCGGCGAUUGACCCAAAUCAACAGUCAGUUCUGAACGCCGUUCAACUGCUUUGGGUAAACUUGAUCAUGGACACUUUCGCUGCGCUCGCGCUCGCCACAGAUCCGCCAACACGCAGUGUACUUGACCGCAAGCCCGAACGCAAGUCGGCGCCCUUGAUCACAUUGAGAAUGGCUAAGAUGAUUAUCGGUCAAGCCAUCGUCCAACUUGUCAUCACAAUCGUUCUGAAGUAUGUGGGCGAGGCCGGCGGACUAUGGUACCCUCGCGACGGUGAUCGCUUGAGUGACAACAAUCAACGACAACUGAACACUCUUGUGUUCAAUACCUUCGUCUGGCUACAAAUCUUCAACGAACUCAACAAUCGCCGGCUGGACAACAAGCUCAACGUCUUUGAGAACAUCACCAAGAAUUGGUUCUUUAUCGGCAUCAACCUGAUCAUGAUAGGUGGGCAGAUAUUGAUCAUCUUCGUAGGCGGAGAUGCGUUCGUAAUCAACAGGCUGGAUGGCAGGGAAUGGGGCGCAUCUAUUGGAUUGGGUGCAAUCUCGCUGCCACUGGGAGCCCUCAUUCGACUCUUCCCAGACAACUGGGUGGGUGCGUGCAUGCCCUGGUUCAUUCGCAAGAAGUGGGCGCCAGAGAGUAUUUCAGAGAAGCGCCUGGAAGAACAUCGUGAAUUCGCCGAGGGCAAGGAGCCACCUCUGCGUGCACUCACUGGUCUCCGAGGCAACAGGGCUCAGACUCACAUUCCGUUCCGUCAGAAGAUGCACGAUGCCAAGGUGAAGGCGAAGAAGAAGGCGCAUCUGGACCGCGCCCUCUUCAAGAACAACUUCUCCAUGCUUGGCUUCGUCUUCGCGACGGGCUUUGCUUUCGAGAUGGGCUUCAACGGUGCGAUGAACAAGUACUGGGACUACCUCAACCGCGGCCGCCAAUGGAAGGACAUCCGCCACAAGUACGUCGAGGCCGGUGGUGACGAGGAUGACGAGUAA
This is a messenger RNA of Colletotrichum karsti, 3759 nucleotides long. Its product is annotated as p-type calcium ATPase. The transcript has 7 exons. Gene Ontology annotation, molecular function: P-type calcium transporter activity; ATP hydrolysis activity; ATP binding. The coding region runs from base 1 to 3759 and encodes 1252 amino acids. NCBI's taxonomy places the organism in Eukaryota, Fungi, Ascomycota, Sordariomycetes, Glomerellales, Glomerellaceae. Gene Ontology annotation, cellular component: membrane; intracellular membrane-bounded organelle. The record is from RefSeq and is a predicted model, not a curated record. Gene Ontology annotation, biological process: calcium ion transmembrane transport; mitochondrial electron transport, ubiquinol to cytochrome c; intracellular calcium ion homeostasis.